This is a messenger RNA of Fundulus heteroclitus (mummichog), 2431 nucleotides long. Its product is annotated as gastrula zinc finger protein XlCGF57.1. Lineage: Eukaryota; Metazoa; Chordata; Actinopteri; Cyprinodontiformes; Fundulidae. Gene Ontology annotation, molecular function: DNA-binding transcription activator activity, RNA polymerase II-specific; RNA polymerase II cis-regulatory region sequence-specific DNA binding. Gene Ontology annotation, biological process: regulation of transcription by RNA polymerase II. The record is from RefSeq and is a predicted model, not a curated record. Bases 143 to 1843 code for a protein of 566 amino acids. The transcript is spliced from 2 exons. Gene Ontology annotation, cellular component: nucleus.
AAAAACACUGUGGCAGAGAAAAGCGUGGAGGCUCUUCUCACAUCGGGGAAAAACAAAAGAAUUUCACCAAGCUUCGCUGAGUUUGGAUGAAAGCUGAGCUCUAACUGCACAGAAACUGUUGAACAUUUGAGGAGAAGCAGAGAUGUGGAGACAGCAGGCUGAACGGGGGCAGGAGGCAGCAGAAAAGGAGGACAAAGACGAUAAGCUGCGUCACAACAUCCUGGAGGCUGAUUUCAACCCCAAAGUUCUGCUGCACCGAUCAGAUGUUAUGCAGAUGUGGAUUGUUAAAGAAGAAGCUCCUGUAGACGACAGAUCUUCUGCUGACCUGGAGGACUCAAAGAACCCCUAUGUAAAAGAGGAGGAGGAGGAAGUCUCCACAAGUCUGUGGGGCGAACAGCUCAGUGGGAAGGAGGAGAUUGAUGCUAUUGGUUUUCCAGUCACUCCUACUCCCAUAAAGACUGACGAUAAUGAACUGUCUCCUCUGCUCUCACCCCUUUAUCCAGAACAAAUUAAAUUUAGUGAGCUUCCAGAAGAGAAUGGUGGAGGAGGAGAAUCCAUCAGGAUACAAGAUCAUGGAGAUAAUUUAAUUUCCUUAAGGAUGGAAGACACUGAGAAGAAUGAAGAGGGCAAUGAUGUACAUCACUGUGUAUCAGAGUUGAAAAACUUAUCAGAAACUGGACUGAAAACUAGGGAGAUGAACAAUUUGUGGAAGGAGGGCAGAGUUCUUGAAACAGAUGGAAACAUUAACAAAGCUUUCUGUUUCUCGCUGGAUGACAAAUGUGUUACAGAGAGGAAAAAUAUGGACCCACUAAGAAAAGUGCAAACAGGAGGGAAGUUUUGCUGUGAAGAUUGUGGUAAAACAUUUAAUGGAAAUUGCCCUUUAAACAUGCAUAGAAGAAUACACACAGGAGAAAAACCUUUCUGUUGUGAUCAUUGUGGACAAAGCUUUACCUUUAAAACAAAUUUAAACGUUCACAUGAGAAUCCAUACAGGACAGAAAUCUUUCUGUUGUGGUCAAUGUGGACAAAGAUUUUGCCAAAAAGCGUAUUUAAACACACACCUUAAAAUCCACACAGUAGAAAGAUCUUUCUGUUGUGAUCGAUGUGGCCAAAAAUUUACAUAUAGAACAAAUCUAAACGCUCAUAUGAGAAUUCAUACAGGACAGAAACCUUUCUGUUGUGGUCAAUGUGGACAAAGAUUUAGCCAAAAAGCAUCUUUAAACACUCACCUUAAAAUCCACACAGGAGAGAAACCUUUCUGUUGUGAUCUAUGUGGAAAAAGAUUUAGGCAAAGAGCACCUUUAAAAAUACACCGGAGGAUCCACACAGGAGAGAAACCUUUUUGUUGUGAUCGAUGUGGACAAAGAUUUAGUGAUAAAAGAAAUUUAAACACACACAUGAAAAUCCACACAGAACAAAAAUCUUUUUGUUGUGAGCAAUGUGGAAAAAGAUUCAGCCAAAAAGCAAACUUGGACAGUCAUAUAAGAAUCCACACAGGAGAGAAACUUUUCUGUUGUGAUCAAUGUGGAAAAAGAUUUGGGUAUACAACCAAUUUAAAAAGACACAUGAUGAUCCAUACAGGUCAGAAACCUUUCUGUUGUGAUCAGUGUGGACAAAGAUUUAGCUAUAAAAAUGUUUUAACCGCACAUAUAAGAAUUCACACUGGACAGAAACCUUUCUGUUGUGAUUUGUGUGGACAACGAUUUAGUCAGAAACCAACUUUAAACUCUCACAUGAGAGUUCACACACGAGAGAAACCUUUCUGUUGUGAUUUGUGUGGAAAAAGAUUUGGUCAUAAAGUAACUUUAAAGAGACACAUCAGAAUCCAUACUGAAGGGGAGUGAUUAGUCAGCUAUGACUUAUCGCUCAAACUGCACCGCUAUAGAUGGCUAUCAAAUGCAUGUGUUAAAAUACAACAAGCCGAGCUAAGGUGUGUUUUUAGUGCAUUAUAUAAGCACUUUUAUUGUUUCAGAGACAGAACAAGGGCACGUUGCUGUCAUUUACUUAACCAUGAGCUCCUCUGUAACCAAAAUAUGUUUGAGUCAAGGCUGAUUAGCUGAAGCUUGGACCAAAGUAAGGAUUAACUAAAAAAUAAGGAGUCAAGGUGUUGCAAUGCCCUAUUUAAAGCCCAGACCAAACCUUGAUUGAAAUAUUAUGAUCUCACUAGAGCUGAGCUGAAAUCAAUGUCUGCAAAUCUUAAGGGAAGUUUAUUUAUAAAGCACUUUUCAGUAACAAGAUGAUUCAAAGUGCUGUACAUGAAAGAAAAACAUUACACACAGGGAAUACAUUACAAAGGAACGCACAUUGCAGUGGAAAGACCAAGAUAUAAGACAAUUUGUGUGCUUCUGUGCUUUUUGUCUGUCUUGUUGUGUCUCUGCUCUGUCUUCUGUAACCCCCAGUCGGUCGAGGCAGAUGACCGUUCAUACUGAGCC